ACAAAUACCAAUAAAUACUUUAUUAUAUUUUAUUGUUUAAAUAACAUUUUUAGUGACCGUUGUGUUCCCAACGGUGUUUCAACGCUAUUCCGUUCAAAUCGCGUUGAACCCAUCCGCUAGGGGUAGUAAAAUCCUACGAAGAUCAAGGUUUUUUGUCUGAGAAAGCAAGAAGGAUUAUAGUUCCGGGUUACUUCCGCAAAUAAGAAGCGCAGUUCAUGAAAAAUUAUCAUGGUCAGCCUCUGGACUGUUGGGUAAUUGAAGAUGAAGAGUUGAAAAAAGUGGUUACAAUUAUUGAAGAAUUAUUUCCCACUGAGUGUGCAGCCGUAUAUUUUACCGAAUUUCGAAUGGAAAAUGGAGUUCGAGUUACGGGAUUUGGCAAGCUUCGCAAUCGUUUCGAAUAUUUAAAGACGAAUUUAAGAGCACAAGGCAUUUUAAAAUCAGCAAGAUCUCAAUUAACAGAACAAAACAUAGCUGCUAACACUACUAUAAUUUCUGAUUUUAUGACAGAAAAAAUUAAGUAUUUGGAGAUCCAUUCGGACGAUCCAGACACAGUGAAACUGUAUUGGACAGUAACUUUUUAAUUCAGGCAAAAUCUAUUAAAAGUUGAAAAAAUAAGUGUCGAUGAUUAUCUCGAAAAAUUCAAAGCUUUACGAGAACAGUUAGGACCAGAAUUGGUAAAGCUUUUAACUAUUUAUUUGUCUUAACCAUUAAGUUAAUACUGAUGUAUUUUAUUACGCAUUACUUAAACUUUUACAAAUUGACAUUGAUUUCAAUUUACUAUACCCGAAUAAGCAAAACAUUUUUCUUGACAAGUGGCCGGUGUUAAAGAAGUACUUUUGACGCAUGUAAAUUCAACGAAGUUAUCGCCAGCGGAGAAGAAUUUUUUAAGAUUGUUACCGUCUUUCUUAAA
Leptopilina boulardi is the source of this 910-nucleotide messenger RNA. RefSeq lists its product as uncharacterized. The record is from RefSeq and is a predicted model, not a curated record. Lineage: Eukaryota; Metazoa; Arthropoda; Insecta; Hymenoptera; Figitidae. Bases 216 to 581 code for a protein of 121 amino acids. The transcript is spliced from 3 exons.